UAAGUCUUAUAAAAUCGGAUGGCUUGAGUGAAAGUCUGUCAUUCACUCCUGAAGCAAUGUCAAAUAUCAGUCGAACACCUCUGGGUGAGGCUCACCUAUGAGCACCCACCCCACACUGGGCUCUCGGAAGCAUGCCCACUCGACCAUGUUCUCUGGUGUCCUAGCAACCAGAAACUUAGAUCUGAGCUCUGACAAGGAGAGAGGCCAUUCCUUGCUGACUGGAGUGACUUGCCACCCUGAGCCUCUCUGGACCUAUCUUUGUAGCAGUUCAAAUAAUUGAAGGCUACCAAUUGUCCCAAGGAUACCCAGGAGCCUUGCCACAUCAACCCAUCCCCUGGCAGGAUGAGUUUCUCGGUCACAUUCUCGGAGCUGGCCAACAUAGCCAUACCACAGUGUGGGGUGGUGAACUUCAAGGCCCUUCAUCUCCUGAUCCAGGGCAUCCUGGAGCACAUCCAAAUCGCUGGGCUCAAGAAAGUACUUUCAGGGGAAGAGGAUUUCCUUCAGACCUCACAGGUGGUGAUCAUGCCCAGGGAGGGAGAUGCCCAGCCCAUCGUCAACCCCAUGAAGAGGCUCAGCAACAUCUUUGACCACGUGGUAGACCGCAUCAACAAGAUAGAGGGCCAAAUGUCUGUGAUGCAGACCAUGCCCUCUACCACACAGCUGCUGGAGGCCAGCCAAGGGGUGAACAGGCCAGCUGAGGAAAUGUGGACUAUGAUCAAGCUCCUCAAGAGGGUGGAGGGCAAUGAGGAAGCCAUAGCAAAGUUUAUGAAGACCCUGCAAGAUUUGCUCAUUGACCUCCGUGUACUCAAGACCACUGUUGAAGCCCUCCAGAAGGAUGUGGACCUGAUGAAGUACAUAUUUGAAAAGGUAAACCCGGAAAGAAUGGAGCUUGUCUGUGAAGACUUGAAAGUACAGAACCGGAAGUUGGGUGCCCUGCAGCGGGAAGUGGUUACCCUCCAAAACAAGGUUCAUGCCAUCCCCCAACCUGAAGACAUGGUGCUCUGGAGUAGCCUCCAUGAGGCCAUGUUCACUCCGGAAUCUAAGCUGGAAGUGGAUCCAUCCAACACGUGGCAGAGCAUGACCUCUCUUCCAGAGUCUACCGUGGGGCAGUUUGAGGAUGAAGGCCACACUCAUAUCUCACACCCCAUGCACAGGGCCACUCCUUUGCAGGCCAUCAUGCAUUUUGAAACCACAGGUGUCCUUGAGGAGGAGGAGUUCACCCAGGCCCUUGAGUUUAGUGGCCCCCAGGGGCUAGAGCAGGCUCAAGUCUCCGUGACUGAGUCUGUCCCUGGCUCUGCAUUUGUGCCUGAGCAUGUACUAGGGCCUAGAACCCAGAAGCUCUCAGAUCUUGAAGAAAGAGGGGAUGAAUAUGAAUAUGAGUAUAUAGAAGAGACCCCUAAGGAUGAGGCUCCCCAGGAUGGGAUUCCCACGGAAAAGGCUCCCCAGGAUGGGAUUCCCACGGAAAAGUCUUCCCAGGAUGGGAUUCUCACAGAAAAGUCUUCCCAGGAUGAGAUUCCCACGGAAAAGACUUCUCAGGAGGAGAUUUCAAAGGAAGGGGUGCCCCAGGGUGGGAUUCCCAAGGAUAGAAUGCCCUACCACAGAGCCUCCAAGGAUGGAGCUCCCAAGUACAGAGCCCCCAAAGAUGAGGGCCCCCAAGACAGAGCCCCAAAAGAUGAGGUUCCCCAAGACAUAGCUCCCAAGGACAUGGUCCACAAAGAUAGGACACAGAAGGACAAGACCCCAGCAGCACACUCUAAGGGUCCUCAAUCAGCCCUAAAGAAGCUGAGGUCUGUUGUUGCAGUAGCUGCAGCAACUGCUGCAGCCUAUGCAUCUGCAGCAAACACAGCUGCCCAGACAGCCAAAGCUGCUGCCAAGGCAGUCAAAGAUGUUCCUACAACCAAAAUGGCUGGGCCUUCAGGGGCUUUUACAGAUUUCCUGGGUGCAGGAGCUAGCCAUGGGGCCACCAACAUCACACCUUUCAGUGAUGAAGACCUGGAAGACUUCCUUGAAGAGCUGAUGCCAGCUGUUCACCCCAUCACACCAAAAACAGUUGUGUCCCAGAACAUGGUGACUGCCGUGCAGGCUAUGAGUCCCGAAGAGAAGAAGAAGGCUGUCCAGUACUCUAUGAGCCAUAUAGCCCAGAUGCCUGUCAGGCAUGACUCCCUCAAAGAGGAGUUUUCUCAUCUAUCAAACAUCCUGCACCAGCGCUUAAAUUACCUAGCUAACAUGGGAGGUUCUGGCAAGCUUGGUAACGCCGUGAGUGUGCUAGAGGAAAAGAUUUGUAACCUCCAGAAAUCUAGGCUACAGGAAGAAGAACUUGAGAGAAUUUGGGGCCACCAGAUAGAGACAAUGAAGAGUCACUACAUGGUGCUGGACAGGACAGUGGAAAAGCUCCAGAUUCGCAUGGAUAGCUUCAAGACCCUCAAGGCUGAAAUCCAAAGGCUGGAUCUGAUUAAAGCAGAUAAAACCAUGAUGGAUCAGGAGCUAAAAGAAAAAGCUGACAGGGACGCCUUGGCAAGCAAGGCAAGCCGGACGGACCUGGAAGUGGUGGCAAUGGAGCUGAAUGAGAUGGUUCAGAGCAUGCUCUUGAAGAUCACGACCCAUGAGUGUGACUGGAAGAAGUCACUGAAGCACCUCAGAAAGGACGUGAACACCAAGCUAGUCCACAGUGAUCUGAAUAGCCUGAAGAGGGAUAUAGAAGAGGUCUGGAAGAUAGUUCGAAAGCUGCUGAUAGAAGGCCUGCGAUUCGACCCUGACAGCGCUGCAGGCUUUAAGAAGAAACUGUUUGAGCGGGUGAAGUGCAUCUCCUGUGAUCGGCCUGUAGAGAUGAUGACUGGCCCACAGCUGAUCACCAUCCGCAAUACUCAAGGGCUGCCACGAGUGAGGCCAGCCAGUGCCAAUAGCUUUGAGUAUCUGCAGCGGCAGCUAAUGAGGGAACAUCAGCAGCUGCAUUUCCAGAACUUUGGAGUCCAUGAGGAGGGUCUAGGCUCCCAGAAAGACUGGGGUGAUGGACCCCGAAAUGAGGCUACCUUCAAGCACAAGUCACAUGACCUGUCAACAAUCUACCCUUAUGGGGACCCUGAAAUGAUGGACUAUGACACUGCUGAGGUGGACAUCCUGGGAGUGGAUGGGGUCCUGUACAAAGGCCGAAUGAACAACCAGUUUGGGACUAGGAUUGGGGAGAAGGACCUUGCAGCUGUGAAGGUUUCGUAUCCUUCAGUUCAAAACCCGAAUGAUCGUGUGCGCCCUGGGCCCUUAUUUACUCCAGGCUACCCCCCCUUGGGCCCCCGCACCAGCAUCAGCUCUGCGGCCACCUCUCUACAUUCUGCCACAACAGUGGCUCGGCCACCAUCCCUGCCACCAGUGCCGCAGCUACCACCACUGAUGCCACACUCCAGGGAUCUGCAGGAGGCCCCUGGAUCCACCAGACACUUGAAAUCUCUGCGGCUGGAGUCCCUGCCCAGCACACAGGUUUCAGAGGAGCACAUCCACCUGUGAGACACAAGUCUGUGACCCAAAUACUUUGGGGUCCCCUUCACUCUAAGGAAGAGACCUGGGGCCCUGGAUCAGACCUAGAAAAGGGUGCAGGGACCCUGGAUAUAGGGGGAAGGGUCUGCAUAUGGGACCCAUGUUGACUCAGUGUUUAAUUAUGUAUCUAAAAUACAAACCACACAAUCCUUGGCCAACAUUUUCAUUAAUAA
Messenger RNA from Phodopus roborovskii (desert hamster), 3701 nucleotides. It is a transcript of the gene CUNH16orf96, whose product is annotated as chromosome unknown C16orf96 homolog. The coding region runs from base 343 to 3498 and encodes 1051 amino acids. The record is from RefSeq and is a predicted model, not a curated record. Lineage: Eukaryota; Metazoa; Chordata; Mammalia; Rodentia; Cricetidae. The transcript is spliced from 17 exons.